Molecule: messenger RNA, 1174 nt
Organism: Cyprinus carpio (common carp)
Lineage: Eukaryota; Metazoa; Chordata; Actinopteri; Cypriniformes; Cyprinidae
Product: cell adhesion molecule CEACAM1-like
Source: RefSeq, a predicted model, not a curated record
UUCAGAGAAGUCACACUGUUACUGUCUGUCACUCAGGCCCUCACAUCUCUCCGUAUGGAUUUCUGUAACUUAAGGCUGCCUUUACUCAUUUUGGCUGCUCUUGGAUGCUGUUCCGCGAGCUGCCCGCUUCUCAACACCGAAACGAAAGGCGUUAUCGGUAAAAAUGUGACCUUCAAGACAACAAUCACCUCAACACAGGAUUUUCUAACAGUAACAUGGAAUUUCAACAAAAAUUCAGUAAUUGCACCGAUAAUUACAAGUGUCCUAGUAUCAAACACCAAUAACAUUGAUAAGAAAUACACCAGCAGAAUCAUCUACAAUAAAACAACAUGUGAGCUUCAGCUCGGGCCGCUGGUGAAGGAAGAUGAAGGGGAAUAUAAUCUCAAUAUAGUCACUAACAAAGGAGAGUCACUGUCCGGACAGAUUGAUCUUGAAGUUCUUGAACCCAUAACUGAUGUCAAGAUUUCGUCCAAUCUACCUGAACCUGUAGAGUUCAACAGCACUGUGGUUCUUUCCUGCUCUGCCAAAGGCUCCUUUACUUACAAGUGGCUGAACGAUUCAGUCCUGUUGGUGGUGGAUGGCACACAUAUAAAACUAAAUGCAGCUGGCAAUGAACUAACUAUUGCUGAAGUUCGCCGUACAGAUCUGCGAGGACCUAUCAUCUGCAUUGCAGAGAAUGCACUGGAGUCAGGGAAGAGCCCUCCCUUCAAUCUCACUGUGAGCUAUGGCCCAGAGAAAGUCAUCAUGACACAAACUCCAACAGAUUCAUUCCUCAAGAAAGGUUCUAACUUAACCCUCGCAUGCUCAGCCCAGUCUGACCCUCCUGCUCAGCUUCAGUGGAUGUUUAAUGGGGGGGAGGCGAUGCCUCAGAAGACCACGGCCAACAUUACCCUCACCAGUAUAGAGGAAAAACACAGUGGAAACUAUAGCUGUGUGCCCUACAAUGCAAAGACCAACCGCUACGUUUCCUCGCAGGUUGCUGUGGUGUCUGUUAUGGGUACUUGGCCAAAGUUUCAGACGCAGAAUUUUACCAACUUUUGCUUGGGGUGAUCUGUCAGUGUGAAGCAGGCAUGUUCAGAAGUCCCUGAGGUCCAAAUCCAAGUCAAGUCUCAAGUCUUCAUUCUAUUUUUAGCAACAGUUCUUUCUUUGCUAAUUAUUGUAGUUAACACUGUAU